UGUAGCCUCUUUCAGGAAAGGGAAGGGAAGUUAGGGCAUGGUUUAACGUUGGUGUAUGUUGCACUCAACCAACGGCAAGUGGUCUAUGAGAGCCAGUCGUCCUUCGUGUGGCAUUCUACCAUACAUAUUAAAAAUGCCGCUCCCGCUUGGCCCGUUGGAGACAGGGAAGAGAUGAGAUAUCUGACGGCAGCUACGCUAUCAUUCCGCCAAUAAGUCUCUUGGCCUCCGUCUGAACCCUGCAACAAGGCCGACAUCCUCAAUUAUCUCCGUGUGCCGUUCAGGAGAUCGUCUUCGGUAAACCAAAACCGAAGAGGGUACAGUACAUAUUGAAGCCCCGCGUGCCCCGCGCUUGAUGAGAGCGGGGUCUCGAAUGCCCCCAAGCAGAGCGGUGCGUGGAAAGGACGGAAGACAUGCCGCAAGAAAGACCGGCACGGCACACUGUCGUCCAGUCAGCGAUGCGGCUGGCGUUGCUGCUGCUGCUGUUCCUGCUCCUGCUCCCUUUCGUCACACAUUCUCGAUUGCAAGUGGAGAGAUCUCAAUCUUGCUCCAACUGCAGAGACAACAGACCCGAAUUGCCAGCCUGUGUGCGGCACGGGCAUCGGAAUGGUCAGGGCACACUCAUUGUGGUCCUCGUCAUUGGACCGUUCGUCACCAGACCUCCUCCUUCCCUCUGCCAUGGAUAUGCCAAGUUGCAACAGCCGCCUGCAGCAGCAGCAGCAUCUCAGUGGGGCUCCCUAAGGCCGCUUUGCGUGCCGGAAGGACGAAUCCUCCUCCAACUAUUCCAGCUUUCAUGCUCUCAAUGGACCAAUUUCUCAUCGGUGAGGGUCCCCAUUCCGCGGCAGCCACCAAGACUCACCUCAAGUCGCCGGUGGCCAGGGCUGCCCGUCCUCCAAUCAGUAUCAGUACUUGCAAGUGCUGCCAAAUUAGUCUGGAGAAGAACCUAUUACAGUACAGUUCGUGGACGCGAAUAACGCGGAAACGAGGCCCAAUCUUGAGCAACGCCGCUUCGGACGACAGCAUGUGA
Colletotrichum destructivum is the source of this 1024-nucleotide messenger RNA. RefSeq lists its product as uncharacterized. NCBI's taxonomy places the organism in Eukaryota, Fungi, Ascomycota, Sordariomycetes, Glomerellales, Glomerellaceae. Bases 353 to 1024 code for a protein of 223 amino acids. The transcript has a single exon. The record is from RefSeq and is a predicted model, not a curated record.